Symbiodinium necroappetens is the source of this 3392-nucleotide messenger RNA. The record is from the annotation of a GenBank genome assembly. Lineage: Eukaryota; Dinophyceae; Suessiales; Symbiodiniaceae.
GAGUUAUCAUUGGAGCUCGGGUCUUUGCAGAUAUUUUGCUGUCGUUGCAUAGGGGGGAUGUUCACAUCUCCAAUGCUCUGAAAGCUCUUCGCUGGGCGGCUAAAGCCUUGCGCCUUCGUCUUCCGGACCUUUACGGUGGUCUUCUGCUGGGUGUUGAAUCUAGAGUUCUUUCGGAUCGCAAGGAGGCUUUGCCACUCCCGAUUUUUGUUCUGGCAGCUUGGGAACGCUUCCUUUUAAGUGAGGAGGGGGAGCCCGGUUUUCGACUGUUCAUCGGGGGACUCUUGAUUGCGGCGAACGCCAGUCUGCGCUUCAGUGACUGUCAGCAUGUCUUAUGGUCAUCGCUGCAGGCCGGCAGGGACUGUCUCAGGGCCAUCUCUUAUCGCACCAAGUCUUCUCGGCGAGGCAUGCCAUUUGGGCUGGUCUCUUGCGGAUUCUACGGGGACACCGCUGCAUACUAUCACUCCUGGGUUUGCAAAUAUUUGUUUCUUCUGGGGUGCGAAUGGGAUCACAUCACGGAGCGUUUUGGGGAGACGGUCCCUGAUGCUCUCUUCUUUUUGUCAGACGAGAUGGAGUGGAGACCGAUGUCAUACGCCCAGGCGUUAUCGGCCUUCCGAGGUGCAUUAGUGGCGGCGGGGCUCUCGCCGCACGAGGCUGGCAAUUACACUUUGCAUUCAUUGAAGACAACAUUAUUGGCCUCGCUGGCUCAACUUCAGGUUUCUUUCAAGAAACGGGGCCUACAAGGAGGUGGAGCCAGCUGGGGAUUCAGACGUGGAUUCAUCUUCUUCGUCUACGUCCUCGUCAUCACCAUCGACCCAGCAGCCGCGUUCUUGGACAAAGGUUUUAGCACAUGGCGACAGAAGAAUCUUGUCCCCUGGACGCGGAUUUGGUAUCGUUGGCGAAUGAGUGUCGAGUCCCACAGGAGUAUCAUGAGAUAUUCCAGGGCUUUGAUGCCCCUUUUUGGAUGCAUAGUUUCCGAAGCAUCCCAGCUGGAUGCGGCGUUGAGUCAACUGCUGGAGAAUUCAGAGGAACCAGAGUCGGCGGCUGGCAAACUUCGUUUGCUCUCUUCCUUGCGACUUCUUUUUGAGUCAUGCAAGAAGCAAUCCUCGGCAGUUCCAUCAAACAAACGGCAAGAAUCCUCGGAGGAGGCCCGGUCUUCUGCAGCAGGCUGGACUGAGCAGUUCCCGCCUAAACUUUCGGGAGAGAAGGUUAUUUCUCUUCAGAAGGCUUUUCACUCCCGUUAUCCAGGGGAGGUGCUAGACCCGGAGAACUUUUUCUCGUCAAGAUUACUUGCCUAUGCGGCUAAGAUCGUUCAGAAGGGGGAGCUCAAGUGGGUGCCGUGGCAGAUAAGAAUGUGUCAGUCUCAGCAAGAUUCUAUGGCUCUUCGCCGCCCCACAAAAACCCCGAAGCUGGAGGAUCUCCUGUAUGACGAGGUACCACAACGCGAGAUUCCCACGGGUCAGGUUGGGGCCAACUACCUUUCAGGUAUCAUGGGGCUUCUUUCGACUUCCCUGGCAAUGCUCAACGGGGCCCACUUGUCAGUUCUUCGAAAGUUUGGGCACAAAUUCAUCCGCCUUGCUACCCAGAAGAUGGAGACUGGGCUACGCAACCCUUCCGGGGAGGAGAUCAUGAUGGCGGACAGGCAAUUGUGGUCACAGAUCAGUGACCUGGUGAACUUGCACAACUGGUCGCUGGAUGAUGCGCUGACGGAGUUCACUGAGGUUCGCGGGGACAUGGCUUCCCUUCUGCAGCCCCGGAUGGCUCCCCCCAGGCGCCCGGAUCCCCCAGCGCCCCAUCUUCGUACUGGCCGGGGCGGCAAGGGCAAGCAUAAGGGUGGCGGGAAAGGGAAGCAUUCUUCCGGCGGUCAGGGCAACCAGUCUUCGACAGGUGGAGCCAAGUGGGUGACGAAGUUUGAAGACAAGGGCAAAACGCGUUUCCUCUGCCGGGAUUUUUCGUCACAGAAGGGAUGCUCCUUUCCGGAUGUUCGAACAUUUGUGGUCGCCUUUGGGUACAACUCCCGGCAGAGAGUCUCCCGAAUCUCGAUCGCGCGCUCUGGUUUUGCUUUUGAUGGACGCCUUCCACACUGCUCGGAGCCAUGGUCAGGGGAUCGCUGGGUGAUCACGGCCUACACCUCAGCUACCUGGCAAUCACUGUCGGAGGUCGAGUGGACGCGGCUGGCUGAUCUUCAUUUUCCAAUGCCGGCCAAUGCGGGGACACAGCACAAUCAAGUUUUGGGGCCGGCUCCUGCUUUGCCGAGCCCUCCAGAGAUUUUGGAUCUACAGCAGGUUCAGGGCAAUCUCUUCGUGGAGCUUUUUUCGGGGUCAUCUCGGCCUUUGUCUGCGGCCUUUUUGCAAGCUGGCAUAUCGGUGAUGUCUUUAGACAUCCUUCGCAGCGCUGCGCAUGACUUGACGAAGGACUCAGUCUUCGAGCUUCUCCUUCGCCUGGCUUUUUCGGGUGCGAUAUCUCUCUUGCAUGCAAGUCCUCCCUGCAGAGACUACUCGAGGUGCAAGUUGCGCAAAGGCCCGGGCCCCAAACCACUGCGCACACCAUCUCACAUGGAUGGAGUACCGGGCUUAUCUUCUGCUGACAAGGCUCGCUUGGAACUGAGCACACAACUCAUGUCACGCGCAGUGGAACUAGCCCAUGCCACUUUCAGGGCCGGCGGCCACUACACUUUUGAGAAUCCUGCCAACUCGAUGAUCUGGGACGAGCCUGCGGUUCGUCUGCUCCUUCAGAAGAGCAAUGCCGAUGUUAUCAUUGUCUCUGCUUGUUCAUACGGUUGGGAUAUUUACAAGCGCUGGGCUUUUGCAUCUACUUUCCGGGACAUGCAGCAGCUGGCCGCCGACUGUCGCCACCCGGACGGUUCUCAUGCCCAGGUGGCUGGGAUCCUGGAUUCCUCAGGAGGCUUCAUUUCUCAACAGACUUCGGAAUUUCCGGAGCUCUUGGCAUCCAAGUACGUGUCCUCAGCUCUCCCACUUUUUCGAAAGUCCGAGACACCGGUGGAUGUAGCUCUGGACCAACUCUUGCAAUUAUUACCGACCAAAGGUCAAUUUGAUCCCCCGUUUGCACAUCAAGAUGGGGCUGGCAUCUUUUCGGUCCCGGACUGGUCGUUCCCUCCUUCGGGUUCCGUGGACAAACUGUGUCAGGUCCGGCAGGUUCUUAUGUCCAAACUCUUUGCGAUGAAGGCUCCUCUUCGGCUUCGUGAGCAUGUGGCUUCCAAGGCCGAGCAGCCCCUUUUCUCGGAUCAGGAGGUUGCAGAGUUCCGGGAGGUUUUUCAAGAAUUCUUGGAGGCAUCUUCCGGCCAAAAGGUGGACUGGUCAGUGAAACCUCACCAACCAUAUGCUCUUCAGGCUCUGCGUCAGCUUUCGGAAGUUCUGAAGCCUGUUCCCAAUUAA